Haliaeetus leucocephalus (bald eagle) is the source of this 863-nucleotide messenger RNA. It is a transcript of the gene RAB24, whose product is annotated as RAB24, member RAS oncogene family. Gene Ontology annotation, molecular function: GTPase activity; GTP binding. The record is from RefSeq and is a predicted model, not a curated record. Lineage: Eukaryota; Metazoa; Chordata; Aves; Accipitriformes; Accipitridae. The transcript is spliced from 8 exons. The annotation marks the transcript as partial.
CGCUUCCGGCCCGGGCCCUACCAGAACACGAUCGGGGCUGCCUUCGUGGCUAAGGUGAUGUCCGUGGGGGACCAGACGGUGACCCUGGGGAUCUGGGACACGGCUGGUUCGGAGCGCUAUGAGGCCAUGAGCCGCAUCUACUACCGUGGGGCACGGGCCGCCGUCGUCUGCUACGAUCUCACCGACAGCAGCAGCUUCCAGCGAGCCAAGUUCUGGGUGAACGAGCUGCAGAACUGCGAGGAGGGCUGCCGGAUCUACCUGUGUGGCACCAAGAGCGACUUGCUGGAAGAGGACAGGAGGAAGCGGGGGGUUGACUUCCACGACGUGCAGGACUACGCUGACGAGAUCAAGGCAGAGCUCUUCGAGACCUCCAGUAAGACGGGCCAGAGCGUGGAUGAGCUGUUCCAGAAGGUGGCUGAGGACUACGUCCACUUCACCGCCUUCCAGGUGAUGACAGAGGAGAAAGGUGUUGACCUGGGCCAGAGGAGUGGCGCCUACUUCUACAGCUGCUGCCACCACUGAGACCUCCUGCCAAAAGGGAACUGCUGCUGCCGGCCGGGCAGCCGGUGCACGCCAGACUCCUCCAUUUUUUUACCUGCUGUGUUUUAGCUGUAUGGGCCCAUCUGCAACGCAGCAGCGGCGCGCAGCCCCACGGACUGCUCUCUUCCCGGUGUGCGGAGCGGCAGAGGGCUGCCGUGUGGUGCCGGGAGCCUCCUGUGGUGCCAGAAGCCAUGGGCCAUCACCCCUAGGGACCCUCUCCCUGCCAGCCGGCUUCUGCAGGAGCUGCUUCCCAGAGUCACUGCUGUGAUCCAGCGGCAGCCAUUAACUUAUCUCUCGGAGAUGCUGCCUGAUACUUUGCAGAU